GAAACUUGGAACGAGAAAGGGCGCCAAGCUCCGUUGCUAAGCGGUAAAGAGGAUGCCUGGCCUAGUCCAGAAUGAGUGUAAUGGAAGGGGGAGCCCUAACAAAAGAAAACGACUUUCCCUUAAAUUCUUUCAGAAAAAAGAAGCCAAACGAGCUCUUGAUUUUACUGAGAAGGAAGAAACUGAACACUGUCCUUCGGAGCCAAAAAGGCUAGAUAAGUGUGACAAGACUGUUUCUGGAACCCAGCUGGUAGCUUCUACAGUUGAUUAUGAAAAGAGAGAGCAGCUUCUGCCAUUUGUUGGCCUAAACAAUUUGGGAAAUACAUGUUACCUCAAUAGUGUGCUUCAGGUAUUGUAUUAUUGCCCUGGAUUUAAAACUAGGAUGGAAUUUAUGAAUGACAUAAUCAUCAAGAACCAAGAGAUGCUGAAGAGUGACGAGGAUCCCAAAACAGACCAGGACAUAACAAAUGGUCGAGAGGAAUUGCCAGUUUGCUUAGAGCUGAUCUGUAAUUUGCAUAGUUUGAUUGGGUUGAUGGAACAGACUCAGGCCAGCUACCUUCUCAAUGCCGAGAAUUACACAGAGGGGGAGCUUGCUAUUCAGCCUAAAAGACUGAUGGGUACACUGAGAGAGCUGAAUCCAAUGUAUGACGGAUAUCUCCAGCAUGAUGCACAGGAAGUUUUGCAGUGUAUUUUAGGAUACAUCUUAGAAGCUUGCCAGUUAUUAAAGAGUCAUACAUCUGCUGAAGAAAAGAUUGAUCCCGAAACAUGUGUGGAGAAUAAACUAUCCACUGAAAUAUCUUCUGAAAUCUCAAGCAUCAGUAAUGUUGUACAAGAAAACCAUGAAAUGCCUGAUCUGGAGAAAGAGGAAACACUGAAGAAAAAUGGUAAAAGAAAAAGUGUUACGCAAGUUGGCAAUGCCAUGAAAAGGUCUAAACUGCCAAAAGAUCCAAAAAAUAUACAAGGGAAGCGACAAACUAAAGGGAAGAGAAAAUCUUCGGGAGACAAUAUUGAGCAAGAGUUUGAUACUGAUACUAGGAAUAUAUCUGAAAGUAGCACUGCUGGCAUUGUUGCCCAGAAAAAGACACGACUUGGGUUAAGAUGGCUGAAGCCAACAGUGAACCAACCAAGUAUACUUUCAAAAUUCUGUAGUCUUGGAAAAGUGACAUCAACUAUAAGCACAAAAGAACCAAGUAACAACGAUGCAAGUGGAUGUCAACCAGAUUAUGCUGUAAACUCAGUGGUGACAGAUUACCACUGUUCUUCAUCAGGCUCUACAACCCAAUGUGAUAAGGAAAUCAGUGAGAAAAAUCAAGACCUGUGUGAAAUUGAGGGUAUGAGCACAAGUAAAGCAGAGCUGUCUGGCUUAGAGAUGAUAGAUGGAAUGUUCCAAGGACAAUUAGUUCUAAGAACACGAUGCUUAGAGUGCGAGUGUUACUCUGAACGAAGAGAGAAUUUCCAAGACAUUAGUGUACCUGUUCAAGAGAAUGACCCCAAGGACAAAGGAUCUGAGAUCUCACCAGAACCGAAGAUGGAGAUAAAAACACUGAACUGGGCAAUAUCACAGUUUGCUUCAGUGGAAAGAAUCGUUGGUGAAGACAAAUAUUUCUGUGAAAACUGUCAUCAUUACACAGAAGCUGAACGCAGCUUGUUGUUUGACAAGAUGCCAGAAGUUGUGACAAUCCACUUGAAGUGCUUUGCAGCAUGCAACUCAGAUUUGGAACCUUACGGCAAUCUCUCAAAAGUGAACACUCCCUUACUGACUCCUCUUACACUUUCACUGGAAGAAUGGAGUACUAAAGAGGCCAAUGACAGCUAUGAACUAUUUGCUGUGGUCAUGCAUAAUGGGGCAUACUCAGUAAAUCCAAGAAACAUAAUAGAAUCGAUGAAAGACCACACCCAACAGGAUGGAUAAACAACCAAUUAAUUAAAGUUAAAGCAAAUAAAAAGCAACAAAUAUCGGGACCAUGAGAGUCCUUGGAAGUGAGUCCAGAGGCUGUGGGAACAGUUCAGUGUUGGGGUGAGUGAAGUUGAGUACAGUUAUCCCCACUGGUUCAAGAUCCUGAUGCAGAUCAAGAAAGAAAAUGCUACUUUCUACAGUGGGAUGUAUUCUGCUGAAAUGGAUACCUUUGUUUAUUUAUUAUGCCUUAACUAAUCAAGCACAACAGUUAUGUCUUCUAGACACCAUCGCUUUUACAGAAAAUGUAAUAAAUAUAUUGUUCAAUCUCUCUUUUUGUGUGCUUCUAUUGUCUGGAAAUCUGUAUAAAGUCUGUUAAAGCUUACAGCAUCUGUAACGCAGCUAUGUAAAACUCGGGUCAGGGUACAUUUGGAUUAUUGUCACAGUACAGGAAGGAUAUGGAGGCUUUGGAGAGGAUGCAGAAGAGAUUCACAAUAUUACCUCUUUUAGUGAUGAGAAUUUGUACUGACUCAGGAUAGUUUUCUCUGGAGUGUUGAAUGCUGAUGGGAUGAGCUGACUGAAGUACACUAACUAAUUAGAGGCAUAGAUAGUGCAGAUAGUCUUUUUCCCAGUAUGGAAAUGUUAAGCACUAAGCGACACAGUUUUAAGGUGAGGGGGGAAUGUUUAAAGGAGUCUUACAUGGUUAAGAUUUUUAAUGCAGAGAGUGCAAGGUGCUAGAACAUGCUACCAGGGGAGAUGGAUAUAACAGCAACGAUUAACAGGCAUAUGAACAGGCAGAGAGUGGAGGGAUACAUGUCCAAAUGCAGGCAAUUUAAAAAGGCUUCAUGGUCACCAUAAACAUGGUGGGCCAAGGAACCUGGUUCUGUACUGUUUAUGUUUUAAAUCUAAUUAACCACCAAGAUAAUGUGGACUUUCUAAUUGUGAUCAAAAGAUGAAAUGAAGCUAAGAACGUAAAUAGAUGUGCAGUUAACCAUGUAUGUGGUAGCUGUUAGUUGGUGGAAAUAGGGCAGCUUUGAACAGCUUGAUGGCCUAUACUUGUCUUCUUGCAAAGGGGAAAAAUGAAGGUGGCUUACAGCGCAGGUUUAAGCAAUUUAACACUAUAAAUAAACUUUGGUUAGAAAGAAGGAUGGAAAAUCCAUAGGUAGUGUCCUUUAUUUAAGCAUUUGAGUGAAAAUGAGAAGUUCCCCAUAGUUUCUGCACCCAAAUGCAAUGACAUCUGGGAGAAUUCCAACAGAAUAUAGCAGUACUUAAACAGUAAUUCAAGCAUUAAUUUUGAAACCAUCUUCUGCAUGUACUUCACUUAUGAAUCUAUCGAAUGUUGAAAGGUCUUGACAGAGUGGAUGUGGAGAGGAUGUUUCCUAUGGUGGGGGGGGGGGGGUCUUAUAUCAGAGAACACAGCCUCAGAAUAGAGGGACAUCGAUUUAGAACGGAGAUGAGGAGGGAUUUCUUUAGCCGAAGAGUGGUAAAUCUAUGGAAUGUGUCGCUACAAGCAGCCGUGGAGGCCAAGUUAUUGGGUAUAUUUAAUGCAGAGGAUGAUAGAUUCUUGCUUAGUGCAGACAUAAAGAGAUACGGGGAGAAAGCAGGAGAUUGGGGCGGAGAGGGAAAUGGAUCAGCCAUGAUGAAAUGGUAGAGCAGACUCGAUGGGUUAAAUGGCCUAAUUCUGCUCCUAUAUCUUGUGGUCUUAAAAUGGGUGAUCUCCCCUUCCCAAAUUCUAUGGCCAAUAAUAUAAUUCCCCAAUUAUAUUUAAAGUGCACAUAGGUGAGAUUACCUUCAUUAAGGGAACACUAAGUCACUAAGUUACAGAAACAAACGUAACAAGCAGCAAGAAAAUAUCAGCACCUUGCCGGUGACUCCAAAAGAUGUUUUUUAUGAGUCACUGUUAAAUGUUUUCUAAUAGAAGAUGUAAUCAAUGAUUUUCAACUGGUUAUAAUCUAAAAAUAGCAAUUUAAUUAGUGGGACGACAUAAAAAGGGAUUAAGUACAGAAGUAGAAGACAGCAAGAGGUAAAGGACUACACAGAUUACAAGGUACAAUAACUUAAAAAGUAUAGCUUGAAUAAAUUACACCAGUUACAGGAGACGUAUGUAGACUGAAAUGUGAGAAUAAAGGAACAAAGGAUUGAGAAUGAAGAUCGAGAAUGAAGUAGAGAAAGGUUUGCAGAGGAAAAUGGAUGAAGAAAAAGCUGGAGAAGAUACAGGGUAGCACAUGGAGAGAGAAAAAAGGACAUUUUAAUCUGCAAGAUCCAGUCAUAGCCUAGAAUGUUUUAAAUUGGAAUGUAAAAUUGCCAGCAAUAUAUUUUGAUUAAAGAAACUCUACUGUAGUAUACAUCUCUUAAUAAAUGUAACACUUUCAAUCACAACAGCCUAUGGAAUUAAACAUGAAAAAAGAUUGUUAAAUGUCACAUUCUGCAUUUCACUAUUCAUGCUACAAGCUUUAUGCAAAUGCAGUUUUAAUGCUUUAAUCUUCAAGCCACAUGCAGAUCAGCAAAGAAACCAGAGCAAGCAGAGUUCCACCAUGGCCCUCACUGCCCAUGUGGUGUGCAUAGCAAGCAGCCUACACAGCGUUGAACUAAAUGUAGAGAAACGAUGACUGCACUAGAAGAUUCAAUAGACCAAAUUGCUUAAAGAUGGGCAAAGUCUUUUAUGAUUUUAAAUGACCAUUCUUUCAAAUUGCUAACAAUACUUAUAUACUAAUCUUUAGACAGUUAUUUGGGCUAAAUCCUGAGAAAGUGUAAAUAGGUUAGUGGCCAAAAAAAGCAUAAAGCAAAAGAGUGAAGAAUAUAGAUUCACACAGAUUCAAACAUAAUUUCCCUACUACUAAACUUGAUGCCUUGACUGAUGAAGACCAGCAACCCUAAAUGCCUUCUCCACCAGCAAUGUCCACUGGCACAGCUGCUUUCAGUGAACUGUCCACUUGUAGUCCCAGGUCCCUCUGUUCCACAAUAUUCGUCAGUACCCUGCCUUUCACCGUAUAAAUCCUACCUUGUUUGACUGUGUUCAAAACGCAAUACCUUACACUUACAUAAGUUGAAAUCCAUUUGCUGUUCCUCAGCCCAUCUCCAUAACUGAUCAAGAUUUCUUUCCAAUUCAUUGUAAUCUGCUUCACUAUCAACAAGCUCCCCAAUUUAAUAGCAUCAGCAAACUUACUAAUUAUGUCAUGUACAUUUAUAUCCAAAUCAUUUACCGUAUAUACAUAAUGAAUAGCAGAGGUCCCAAAACUGAUCCCUGGAGUACCCCACUAGUCACAGCCCUUUAGUCAGAUAUUCGACCUUCAACCGUCACCUGUUUCCUUUUAUUGAGCUGAUUCUGAAUCCACCUCGUAAGCUCCCCUUCAUCUUAAUCAAUCUAAUCUUCCUGAUCAGUCUAUUAAAAGCUUUUCACAAGCUUCACAAAAGUCCAAAUAGACAACAUCCACUGCCCUGCCCUCAUCUAUCUCUUCAAUAAACUCCAAAAGAUUUGCCAGAUAUGACCUCUCAUCCACAAAACCAUGCUAUUUCUGAUGAGGCCUUGAUUAUCCAAGUGAUGGUAGAACUUGUCCCUCAGAAUCUCCUCCACUAACUUCUCUGCAAGUGAAGUCAGCACUUGUCAGCAUUCCGUACCUCAGUCACCGCUACAAAGUCGAAACUGUGACCUCGCUGCCUACUAUCACAGUAAGAAUAUCUUCAACCCUCAGAAGAAAAUGUAGCUGAUCACUGUCCUGUUAGGUGCAGGAGAGAAAUGCAGGCUUUGACAGCGAGACCCACCUUCAACAAGAAUUUUUUAAAAAUGUCUCCAACAGGUUAACUGUGUUCAAAAUAAAAAUAAAUGACAGAUGCGGUAGAUGUGAAAUAAAAACAGAAAAUACUGGAAACACUCAGCAGAUCUAGAAGCAUCUGUAGAAAGAGACAUAAUGGCUAAAAUUUCAGGCUGAAGAGUAUUUGUUGGAAUUGAGAGCAGUAAGAAACAGCUUAGUUCUAAGGAGCAGGAAGAGUGAAUGGAUCGACAGCAUAGAGCAAAGGGCAAGCCAGAGAGAACCUGGUUGAUAGAUUAGUAACAUUUAGUGAGAGAAAAUGUGGCUUAAUCUUCUCUCUCUUUCUAACUGUUCUCACUAACCUGCCAACUAGAUAACUUAGGAUAUCAGAGCAGGUAUGUCUGGCGCGCUUCUAUCCUCUGAUUAUGCACCCUCCACUGUCUGUAUUAACCUAUCCAUCUAAAACUAUCCCAAAAGCAAUCCUGUCCUCACUCUUACAAAGAUAUCACAAACAAGAGAAAGACUACACAUGCUGGAAAUCCAGGCAACACACACAAAAUCCUGGAGGAACUCAGCAGGCCAGGCAACAUCUAAGGAAAAGUGUAAACAGUCGACGUUUCAGGAUGAAACCCUUCACAAGUCCUGCAAGGGCUGUUCUCUUUUUCACAGAUGCUGCUUGGCCUGUUGAGUUCCUACAGCAUUUUGUGUGUGUUGCUCUCAGAGAUAUUCCCUUUUAUGCUUUCCAUCAAUCCCAAAUCUCUCUGUAAAACUAACACAUUUUAUGUUUCCUAAUUCGGUUUCUUCCUUUUUAUUUAUUUAGGGAACAGGCCUUUCCAUUCAAAUGUACCCACGUGACUAAUUAAAAUAAUAAUGUGUAUGCCUUCGGAAUGUGGGAAGAGAUCAGAGCAGCUAGAGGAAGCCCAUGGAUCACGAAGAACAUACAAACUCCUUCCAGACAGCAGCAGAAUUGAACCUGGACUGCUGACACUAUAAUGGCGUUAUGCUAACCACUACACUAUCAUGCAGCUGAUGAAAGAACUUCAACCUGAAGGGUUAACUCUGUCUCUCCACAGAAUCUUCCUGAUCUACUGAAUAUUUCCAACAUUUUAUAUUUUUGGUCUGAUUGCAUGCUUGAGUUACAAAGGAGAGCAUCAUGGAACAGUAAGGAAUAAUUUGCAACCCAUUGCUUCAUCAGACAUGCUACUGCAGGACCAACAAGGAGCGAUAUGCCAGAAGUGGGGGCACCAUGGGGGAGGAGGAGACCCUUUUUUACUUUAUUGAGUCAUAAAGAAGCAGAUCUUUUUAUUUGUUUGACAUUCGACAUUGCAUAGGAUUAUGAAUAAGCACUUCCAAAAGAUGUCACAAUUUCAGAAUAAUAUUAUUCAUAUUUUUUCAUUUUGUCACUUCUUGUCUACUUUACAAUAUUUUUUAAAUUUCAGUUUCAUCUCUUCUUGGUUCUUUCUGGGUACAUUUCCAAAAUAUGCCAGAUCUCCUGCUUUUUAGUAUUUCACCCCAGAGGACAUUGCUAACAUCUAGGUUUCAGCAGUGAGUAUUAGGGAGAUAUUUUAGCCAUGGAGCCAAGAUCUCUGUCCAUGUGCAAAUCCAUUACAUCUGACUUGAUAGCCUUUACGGCAGAAUUCUCAAGGAAUACUGCCAUUGGUGUAAACUUCCAAACACUUCCCAGAGAGAAAGGGUUCUUUCUCUUUGUUUGAUAUUACUUUUCUGCAUUAACACCCUGGCACGAAACAUCACUUUUAUUUAGUACACCCGGCUAGGUUGGCCAAACUUCUUCACAUCAUUGAAUUUUAAAUCGAGAACGAUUUGGAAUAAAAAUGGUGAACAACAUUACAGGUAAACUACUUUUCUUGGAAAAAAACCCAAAAAAUAUCAACUUCUGCAACUAGUUAACAUUUUUGGAAGAUGUGUUCUUUCUGGCAUUUAACAGGAUCUUGUAAUUUUGGAAUUUUAGCUGAUGAUCUCUGGCCAAAAAAAUUUUUCACUCUCACACACACAACAAACACACUGUAUGUAUAUAUCAAGCAGACAUGUGCACAAAACAGAACUCAAUCUCAUCCCGGCUGUAAAUCAAUGUUUUAAGUGUUUCAUCCACGUUAUGCUGAAGCAGGAACUGUAGCAGCAGCCAG
Messenger RNA from Hypanus sabinus (Atlantic stingray), 7784 nucleotides. It is a transcript of the gene usp1, whose product is annotated as ubiquitin specific peptidase 1. Gene Ontology annotation, molecular function: cysteine-type endopeptidase activity; cysteine-type deubiquitinase activity. The transcript has 10 exons. The record is from RefSeq and is a predicted model, not a curated record. NCBI's taxonomy places the organism in Eukaryota, Metazoa, Chordata, Chondrichthyes, Myliobatiformes, Dasyatidae. Gene Ontology annotation, biological process: protein deubiquitination. The coding region runs from base 53 to 1909 and encodes 618 amino acids. Gene Ontology annotation, cellular component: nucleus; cytosol.